AUGGAAAAAGGUACUCAACCAAAGUUGACUGUGUCAGAUGAUGAUAAAAAUUAUUCAUAUUAUCAUGCCAUUUGUGGAGAACACAAAACAGGAAAAACAACAUUAAUUAGAAAAAUAGUAAAUAAAAUUGAGCAAGAUAAAGUCAUUCAGUUCUAUUUCAAGUGGAAGAGAGUUAUGGAUGUCUUUAUGAGUACUUCUGAAGUAUAUAAAGAUUAUACCAAGAAUGGUGCUGUUGAAAAUAAUUAUGUUGCUGUGUUUGUUACUAUACAUAGUGUUUGGUCUCAUGCAGAGAAUCCAAUCGAAAUUGAAGCAGAAUUUCUUAAAGAUGAUAAAUAUUAUAAAACAGGAAAAAGUGUCAUCAGUGUUUUAUUGAAUUUCAAAGAAGUUAGUUAUAUUGUAUUUGAGGAAUUUUUUAAUAAUUAUAGAGAAUCCAAUAAAGUCUUAGAGAAAAAUAUAUUUGCAUAUCAUCCAGAAAGAAAUACUGUAACCUUUCAGUUAUACUUAGUAGAAUGUUAUAUUCAAGAUAAUGCUGACAUAUUUAUUAAAUAA
Diversispora eburnea is the source of this 549-nucleotide messenger RNA. NCBI's taxonomy places the organism in Eukaryota, Fungi, Glomeromycota, Glomeromycetes, Diversisporales, Diversisporaceae. The record is from the annotation of a GenBank genome assembly.